AUGGAGAGUAAACUAAAAAGUCUCUGGGGUGAGGUUCAAAAACGGGGGGAGGGGAGUAGCACAAAAUAGAAAAAUUGAUUUUAAAUGAUUUUGGUUAGGGGAAAAUCAUAAUUGUCUGAUUGGAAAAAGCAUAUACUAUUCGAUUGAUAAAGUUCAAUAGUAAAUUUUGAGAAAUACUCAACCAAAUUAAAGAAUUAGGCUUAAGAUAUAAAUGAAAAGGUAAAGUAUAUAGUAUUUAAUUAAAUUAAAUAAGAGCAGAAAUAGUAUAAGAACAUUUCUAAGCUAUUAUUUUAUUCUUUUAAUUUUCGUAUAAAUAGCGAUGUUAAAAUUAUAGUAAAAUUAUAAUUCUAUCCGAAAAUGAAUGUCUAAUUAUUUAAAAGGAUGGAAAUUUAUAUCAAAAACUCUGA
Molecule: messenger RNA, 407 nt
Organism: Paramecium pentaurelia
Lineage: Eukaryota; Ciliophora; Oligohymenophorea; Peniculida; Parameciidae
Source: the annotation of a GenBank genome assembly